GGGAGGGUGAGUAGGGCCGGCCGCCGGGGUUGCGGUCUUGGUCUCCACGGAGCUAGAGACCCUCCCUACCAUUCAGCGCCCAGACCUUCGGUCACCUAGUAGCACCUGUUGCAGGUGAGAGACAACUCUGGUCACUCUCCUUGCCCGGUUGCUUUGAAGAAAGAAGAGUAGAAGAUAAGGAGUCGGAGACGAAUCCAUCAUGUCGGAGAUCCUAGACCUCUCCUUUCUGUCUGAUAUGGAAAGGGAUUUGAUCCUCAGUGUUCUGCAGAGAGAUGAGGAACUCAGAAAAGCAGAUGAGAAAAGGAUUAGGCGACUGAAGAAUGAGCUACUGGAGAUAAAACGGAAAGGUGCCAAAAGGGGCAGCCAGCACUACAGUGAUCGGACCUGUGCCCGGUGCCAGGAGAGCCUGGGCCGUUUGGUUCCCAAGAGCAACACUUGUGUGGGUUGUAAUCAUUUAGUGUGUCGAGACUGUCGCGUUCUGGAAAGUAAUGGCUCCUGGAGGUGCAAGGUGUGCGCCAAGGAAAUAGAGCUGAAGAAAGCAACUGGCGAUUGGUUUUAUGAUCAGAAAGUAAACCGCUUUGCAUACCGGACAGGCAGCGAGAUAAUCAGGAUGUCCCUGCGCAGGAAGCCUGCAGCAAACAGAGAGCCAGUGGGACAGCCCCUCCUUCAUCAGACACAGAUGGGCGAUAUCUGGCCUGGAAGAAAGAUCAUUCAGGAACAACAGAAGGAAGCCAGUGGGCCAUUUGAAGUGCCGAAGCUGAGGAGUGGAAAGAGCGCGCUGGAGGCUGAGAGCGAAAGUCUGGAUAGCUACACAGCUGACUCCGAUAGCACCUCCAGGAGAGAUUCUCUGGAUAAAUCUGGACUCUUCCCAGAGUGGAAGAAGAUGUCUGCUCCCAAAACUAAAGUUGAAAAGGAAAUUCAGCCAGGGAGCCAAAAUGCAGUCUGUGUUGACGAGGGUGACAUGAUAUUCAAGAAGAACAGCAGAAAAAUCCUGAGGCCUUCAGAAUACACUAAGUCUGUAAUUGACCUUCGGCCAGAAGAUGUGGCACAGGAAAGUGGCAUCUUGGGAGACAGGAGCAAAUCCGUACCACGCCUCAGUGCAGAUAUGGAAGAAGAGGAGGAGGAAGAAGAGGACAUUGACCAUUUGGUGAAGUUGCAUCGGCAGAAACUGGCCAGAGGCAGCAUGCAGAGUGGCUCAUCCAUGAGUACCAUUGGCAGCAUGAUGAGCAUCUAUAGUGAGGCUGGUGACUUUGGGAACGUCUCUGUGACUGGCAAGAUCGUCUUUUCUCUCAAGUUUGAGCAGAAAACACAGACUCUGGUCAUUCAUGUGAAGGAGUGCCACCAGCUGGCCUAUGCUGAUGAAGCCAAGAAGCGUUCUAACCCAUAUGUGAAGACUUAUCUUCUGCCUGACAAGUCCCGCCAAGGGAAAAGAAAGACCAGCAUCAAGCGGGACACCAUCAAUCCACUAUAUGAUGAGACCUUUAGGUAUGAGAUUUCAGAAUCUCUUCUGGCCCAGAGGACUUUGCAGUUUUCCGUUUGGCAUCACGGUCGUUUUGGCAGAAACACUUUCCUUGGAGAGGCGGAGGUCCACAUGAACUCCUGGAAGCUGGAUAAGAAGCUGGAUCAUUGCCUCCCUUUACAUGGAAAGAUCAGUGCUGAGUCCUCACCUGGCUUGCCAGCACACAAAGGCGAGUUGGUGGUUUCAUUGAAAUACAUCCCAGCCUCCAAACUUCCCGUUGGAGGUGACCGGAAAAAGAGUAAAGGUGGGGAAGGGGGAGAACUCCAGGUGUGGAUCAAAGAAGCCAAGAACCUGACGGCUGCCAAAUCAGGAGGGACUUCAGACAGCUUUGUCAAGGGAUACCUCCUUCCCAUGAGGAACAAGACCAGUAAGCGUAAAACUCCUGUGAUGAAGAAGACCCUGAAUCCCCACUACAACCAUACCUUUGUCUACAAUGGUGUGAGGCUGGAAGACCUCCAACACAUGUGCCUGGAACUGACUGUCUGGGACCGAGAGCCCCUGGCCAGCAAUGACUUCCUGGGAGGGGUCAGGCUGGGUGUUGGCACUGGGAUCAGUAAUGGCGAAGUGGUGGACUGGAUGGAUUCGACUGGUGAGGAAGUGAGCCUGUGGCAGAAGAUGCAACAGUACCCAGGGUCUUGGGCAGAAGGAACUCUGCAGCUACGUUCUUCAAUGGUCAAACAGAAGCUAGGUGUAUGAGUCCCUAUCUUUGUCUGCAGGUGCAGCCCUGGUAAUCCAAGUCAAAGGCUAAGCAACCACAGUGAGAGCUUGCUAAUUUAAUGUGUGUGCAU
Molecule: messenger RNA, 2307 nt
Organism: Microtus oregoni (creeping vole)
Lineage: Eukaryota; Metazoa; Chordata; Mammalia; Rodentia; Cricetidae
Product: synaptotagmin-like protein 4
Exons: 17
Coding region: 200-2215 (671 amino acids)
Biological process (GO): intracellular protein transport; exocytosis
Cellular component (GO): exocytic vesicle; plasma membrane
Molecular function (GO): phospholipid binding; neurexin family protein binding; small GTPase binding
Source: RefSeq, a predicted model, not a curated record